This is a messenger RNA of Electrophorus electricus (electric eel), 1703 nucleotides long. It is a transcript of the gene vsig8a, whose product is annotated as V-set and immunoglobulin domain containing 8a. Lineage: Eukaryota; Metazoa; Chordata; Actinopteri; Gymnotiformes; Gymnotidae. The record is from RefSeq and is a predicted model, not a curated record.
AGCAGCGCGAUAGUCGGCUUCACGAGCAAGAGUAACUGUGUAAUAUCAGAUUACGGAAAGUGUACCGUCUCGAAAUGUAGUUUUUUCUACAUUUCUACAACUGAAAAACUCAUAUCAUUCCUAUUUUAAAUUCCUAUUGUUCAUGUGUUGGGCAUCUAAUAGUUUGUCUUUGAUGUUUUCUUACCUUUGUGCUGCCUGGGUGGAGUUAGUCACCUGAGACCUGUCUUAGAAAAGCAAAGCCUAUCGUCAUGGUACUAUUUCCGUCCUAAGCUACAGGCGGCACGUUGCUCCUGCAUCCAGCCAAAGUAUUUGGAGGUCUGUUUGUCUAUAGCAGCGAUACCCAUGAGAACUGUACAGACGCAGAAGGUUUGGUUUUAUACAAAAUGGCUUCAAAUCAAAUCUUUGUGAACAUGAACAGAUAUCUAGGAAGGCUCAGCAUUAACUACACAUGGUUUUCUCCAAGGUCCUCUUUUGCCUUCUUGUAUGCAGUAACUGUAUAUCUCAGUACAGAUGUAACUCUGGCAAUGACGGUGACCUCCAGUGGGCCUCAAACUUUGCAGGUGGCCCAAGGGGAACAGGCAACACUGAACUGCAUCUACUCACCUGAUCCUGAAGACAUGGGAGAACUGGACAUUGAGUGGGUACUGGUCUGUCCAGACACUACCAGGAAAGACCAGGUGAUCAUAUCUUACUCAGGUAGCCAUAAAUAUUUCCACGGUGACCCAUCAUUCAUGAAUGCUGUGGACUUUUUGGCCAGCGACCCAGUUCAGGGUGACGCAUCUCUCGUCAUUGGUUCUGUGACAGUUACUCAUGCUGGAACAUACCAGUGCAAAGUGAAGAAAGCUCCUGGCGUGGAUAUGCAGAAACUGUCACUUGUGGUUAUGGAGAGACCAUCAGUGCCCAAGUGUUGGGUGGAAGGAAAUGAGGCAGUGGGUAAGCCUGUGUCACUUCAUUGCAAGUCUGAUGAGGGAUCUGCACCUCUUCAGUAUGUGUGGAAAAGAGAGAGCGGUGGACCCCUUCCUCCCUCUGUUAAUCCAAACUCUUUCCUGGGGGAGCUCUUAAUCUACAAUUAUUCUAUGGAUUGGGCUGGUACCUACUCAUGUGAGGUAGCCAAUGCUGUUGGGAAACAGUACUGUAGAGUCAAUUUGCAAGUUAUAAAGUCUCCUAACAGGGCUGGGGUCAUCGCUGGCACUGUGUCUGGAUGUCUGCUGCUCAUUAUAAUCAUUCUCAUUGUCAUAUGGCUCAUUGUCUUCAGAUGGGAAAGAAAACAGUAUGAGCGAGAGCUUUCCAAUGAUAUCAGGGAGGAUGCUCCAGCUCCAAACAACCGCUCAACCAGCCGUGGGCCAAGCUCCGGAGUGGCCUAUAGCCAGAUGAGCCAAACCCACAAAAAGCAGUCACCUUCCAGCAGCACCAGCUACAUCACCCAAUCAUACAUCAAAUCUGACAGCAAAUAUGGACAUAUUGUGUGACACAGACUUGCAGGUCAUAUCACCUACAGAUUGAACUUCACGUACAGAUUCAGUGCCUAUGUCAGUUGUUUAUGGAUUCAGUGUGGAUGAACUCUGUAUGGUAUGGUGUGCUGUUAAGGAUUUUGGUUGUUUCCCCAUUUUUAAUUCUGACUGAAGUUAAAGUUUUGAAAUAUGAUCAGUUUUCAUGGUUGAGUGUUACAGAGUGCAGAACUUGUCUGCUGUGAAAAUGUAGCU